This is a messenger RNA of Trichoderma aggressivum f. europaeum, 336 nucleotides long. RefSeq lists its product as uncharacterized. NCBI's taxonomy places the organism in Eukaryota, Fungi, Ascomycota, Sordariomycetes, Hypocreales, Hypocreaceae. Gene Ontology annotation, biological process: mitochondrial respiratory chain complex III assembly. Gene Ontology annotation, molecular function: protein folding chaperone. Gene Ontology annotation, cellular component: mitochondrial matrix. The record is from RefSeq and is a predicted model, not a curated record. Bases 1 to 336 code for a protein of 111 amino acids. The transcript has 3 exons.
AUGUCAUUGGCGGCCUACAGAAACCUCAUGCGCGCUGCGCGGAUCGCCUUUCAGGGCGACGUCCAUGUCCUUUCUGCCGCCCAGAACCAGAUUCGCCAGGGUUUCCAGGAAAACCGCGCACUCGACUCCGAUUCCAACAUCCAGACGGCAAUCAAACAUGCCGAGGACGUGGCCACCAUCCUGCGCCAGAACAUUGUCCAGGGACAAAGGAUGGAGAGCGAAGGCGACACGCACACCUACAAGCUACGAAUACACGAACACACCGAGCGAGGCGAUAACGACAGUAUCUUGACGGCGGGCAAUGGCAAGAGUGGUGGUGGUUGUGGCUGCAAUUGA